AUGCCUCAAAAACCUAGAGCUCGUCCAUUGAGCGCCAGUCGUAAACGACGAUAUAAUAAUCGUCGUGCAAGUCUAAAUGCUGAUUCAAAACCAUUCGAAAUAGUAUCGAAUCAAUAUCCAUUAUCACCAAAAUCUGAUAUCCUUGUUCCGUCCGGUAUAGAUCUUCGUACAGCAAAAGAAAAGAUAGAAAAUCUAGAAAAUGGAAUGAAAAAACGCAAAGAUGAUUCAACAUCAGAAGAAAACCUGAAUGAUCUCGUUCUUAUACAACUCUACACAAGUCUUGAGUACGGUAUAAUGUCUAUUGAAAAUGCUGCGGCUUAUGUUAGUCUAAGCAAAUUCUAUCUAGAUCAAAAACAUUUUCUACCUCAAGCUAAAGAACAUAUCGACAAAGCUCAUCAAAUACUUGAAAGAUUAAAUAUAAUACCUCAUGAUGAACAUCUAAACAAUAAUUUACUUGCGUUUGAAAUAUAUUUUCUAUUAAUCAAAUGUUCUGUUCAAGCAAAACAAUGUUUAUCUCAACGAGAUGUGAAAAUUAAAAAUAGCAAACAUAUUAAAUCAAUUGAUACAACACAUAUCGAUCAUGAUUUGUCUAUACUUGAAGAGUAUUUACAAAAAUUAGAGCAUUUAAUGGAUUCAAAAAAUUAUAGUACAAAACAUAUGGAUUAUCUAUUAAUGAAAUUUGAAAUAGCUGUUAAUAAUCUGAAAGAAUUUGAUCUUCAUAUAACGAAUUUAAUUAAAAUAAUUAUUGAAAGUAUUGAUAGAUAUUCAUCAGAUGAUAAAAUAAAGAAGAAAAUAAAUAUUUACUUGCGUGCAGGAUUUUACUUUAUUAAUUUUGAUGAUAAAAUUAAAGAAGGCUUAAAUUAUUAUAAAGAAGCUGUUGACUUAGCUGAACAACAAGAACAAGAAAAUCCAUCCGAUAUGCAUAAACGGCAACUUGCAAAUGCAAAUUUUCAAUGGGCUAAAGCAAAAGUAAAAGUUGAUAGUUUAGGAGAUAGUACUGGACAAAAAUUUAAGCGUGCUAUUGAAUUAUAUAAACAAACCAAUGAGGAAAACGAUAGAGAUAUUUUAAAAGUAUUCGAUGAAUUGGCAACUUAUUAUACAAAAACAGAAAAUUUUCAGGAUGCCUUAAAUGUACUUUGCGAAAGUUUACCUGAUAAAAAACGAUUGUUUGGUGAUUUUUCAGACGAAGUUAUUCAAACUGAAUCACGUAUUGGUGCCAUUUAUUUACGCGAGUGUGAAUAUAUAAAUGCUGCAGAACAUUUAAAAGAAUGCUUUGAUCUACAAGAAUUUGCGUAUGGUCCCAAAGAUCCGCGAACAUCCCAAACACGUGAUGCACUUGAAAUCUUAAAAAAGGAUCCACAAGUUUCUCGAAUGUUUUUCUCUCGUACACAAGAUGGCAUACGAAAAGAUCGACCAGCAUUCAAACUAACAAAUAGAGUUUCACAUGAAAAAGGAGAUCACGAAUUAUUAUUAACUGUUACAAAGAAACCACCAAUUUAUUCGAAAAAUUAA
Messenger RNA from Rotaria socialis, 1512 nucleotides. NCBI's taxonomy places the organism in Eukaryota, Metazoa, Rotifera, Eurotatoria, Philodinida, Philodinidae. The record is from the annotation of a GenBank genome assembly.